This is a messenger RNA of Triticum aestivum (bread wheat), 1451 nucleotides long. RefSeq lists its product as uncharacterized. Lineage: Eukaryota; Viridiplantae; Streptophyta; Magnoliopsida; Poales; Poaceae. The record is from RefSeq and is a predicted model, not a curated record. The coding region runs from base 82 to 738 and encodes 218 amino acids. The transcript is spliced from 3 exons. Gene Ontology annotation, molecular function: protein binding.
GUACCAUCCCCAAAUCAUUUCUCAAAAAAGAAAAAAAGAACCAAAUCUCCAUUGACAUUGUAGCGGCGGCGGUGGUUCCCCAUGGCCUCCCAGGAGCAGCCACCAAGUCUGCCGCCGCCGGCGGAACCCGCCGCUACCACCACUCUAACCGGCCUCGGCAGCGACCUCCUCCGUGAGAUAUUCCUCCUGCUCCCGUCCCUGCCGAGCCUCGUGCGCGCGGCCUUCGCCUGCCGCACCUUCCUCGACGCCGUGCGCUCGUCCCCGGCCUUCAGGCGCCGCUUCCGCGAGCUGCACCCGCAGCCGCUCCUGGGCAUCUUCUUCGACCCCGACGGCCCCGCCAUCCCGGCCUUCGCGCCCCUCCGCCGCCGCGACGACCCGGACCGGCGGGCCGCCGUCCGGCGCGGGGACUUCUUCCUCACCGGGCUCCCCGACGACGACGACGACGCGCGCCCCGGCUGGGUCAUCAGCGACUGCCACGACGGCUACCUGGUGCUCGAGCACAUCUACACGCGGGAGGCCCUCGCCUACAACCCGCUCACGCUGGCCCUGGAUCUCCUCCCGCCGCUGCCGGACGAGUUCUACGAGGGCUUCCAGGGCCACUACAACGGCCUCGACUACCACGUCCACGCCCCCGAGGAGUGCCGCGACCACGGGGCGUUCCGCGUGAUCUACGCCUGCCACGACGACUCGCGGGCGCGCGCGGCGGUCUUCUCGUCGGACUCGGGCACCAGGGCGUGACAGGUCCUCCCCUAUUCCGAAGCUCUGAGGACCAUCCCGGAGUCCGGCGAGCGCGAGCACUGGCUUACCGCUGGCAGGAUAGUGGACGGGUUCAUCUACUGGGUGUACUCGGAUGAAGCCGCCAUGCUCGUGCUCGACACCACCACGCUGCACUUCUCUCGGGUAGAUAUCCCAGCCUACUUGAAAGGACAGACCAGCAUGUUCAGGGUUGGCAAGACCAGGGAUGGGGUGCUCUGUGUCGUCGUCGCCGGGGGAACACUAGAGGAACACGGCCAGCUCAAGGUUGUGAGCGUUGUCGACGGAGUCGUCUACUUCUCUACCCAUGAGACCUUCGAAGAUGCCAAUCUUCCUUGCUGGUUCCUAUCCAUAGACCUGGAGGAAAACGUCCUGGACAUGCUCUUUCAGAGGAACUAUGACAGUCAUGUCCAUCCCUACAUUAUGCCUUGGCCCCGUUCUUUGGUACGCGACAAGGCGUGUCUUCAAGUUGAAGGCGCUCGAUGAAAUGUAGACAAGGAUGCCUCCUUUGGGAUGUCGUAGCAACUACAAGUCCUGAACACGAUGGAUGGAUCAUAUGGGGAUGUCUGACGUGUAUCUGUAUUUGCAUCUCAGAGAUGUCAAGGAGCAUUGAUAUUAAUUUUUUGGGUAUCUGUAUCUGGUUAUGAACUCUUGGUGAUGUUCAGGAUGUAUGAAUGAAAAUUAACCAAGUUUGUGAA